Molecule: messenger RNA, 1584 nt
Organism: Entrophospora sp. SA101
Lineage: Eukaryota; Fungi; Glomeromycota; Glomeromycetes; Entrophosporales; Entrophosporaceae
Source: the annotation of a GenBank genome assembly
AUGGAUAGCGGUUCUUCUACCGGAUCAUCGAUCAACAGAACUCCUCCUGUUUUUCUACAACAACCUCCGCCACAACCAUUUCCAUUAUUGUUAUCAUCAAAACACAAAGAUUUUCAUCAUCAUGAUAAUUUCAACUUUGACUACAAUUCUUUUGGCGACAAUUAUAAUGAUGCAAUUCCUUUAUUUAAUAUCCUCGACAACGAAGAAGAUUGCUAUUCCAGCAAUGAUGAUCAUUACAGCGAUAUCAACAAUAAUCGUGAUGGCAACAAUACUAUUAUCGCUCAGCCUUCGCCACUUUCUUGGGUUCAAACAUUCCCACCUAAUGGUUCGUUCAAUAAUUUUAUACCACAACCAUCGCAAUCAUUGGCUCCACCAUCAACGUUCGCACUCGUAACAUUUCCACCACCCGAACAUUUAAUCAUGGAUGUUCAUUCACCCACGUCACAAAUUCUUACUUCUGCUUCUAAUACUACACAACAACAGGAGGCGAUAACAGCCUUAAACGAAAGACAAAAAGAAAAUCAAAAGGUUAUUUCAAUUAGUGACAAUAGGAAUAAUAACAACAAAGUUAUUAAAGGCGUUGACGUUGAAGAUUACAUUGAUCUUGAUAUUAUUGAUACUCUGGCAGAAAAUAAUAGCAGCAAAAGCAACAACGAUCGUAAUAGCAACAAAAGAAAAAGAAAAUCAAAGUCUAAUUCACAACCUAUCACUACAAGGUUAAUCAAAAAAACCAAAAUUUUUGGCAAUGGUAAUCAUUCUAAUGACAGUAAUUGUAACAGUAAUAAUGAUGAUUGUGACACUAAUGUUAAUGAUAUUAUUGUUGUUGACGAUGAAACAAAAUCUGUUAUUGAUGAUGAUACCAUCACCACACCAACAACUCCGAUUAAUGAUGAUACUACCGCUGAUGACUCCAUUAUUGAAACAAUAUCACUAAAAAGAAAGUUUUUAGAUGAAGAGGAAUCGCAAGAGGAAAAAAGAAGACGGUUCUUGGAAAGAAAUCGAGUAGCGGCUUCAAAAUGUCGCCAAAAGAAAAAAGUUUGGGUCCAAGAUUUGAAUGACCGAGUCAUCACAGCCGAGAAAAUUAAUGCUCAGUUGACCAGUUCGGUUAGAGCACUUAAAGAUGAGUUAAUGUCUUUACAAGAUCAAGUCAUGGCUCAUAUAAAUUGUACAAAUUGCAAUCUUGUUCAAAAUUAUUUAGAUCAUUGUGCUCGGUUCAGACCUCUUCAACAAACAUCGCUAUCACAAUUCACAUUAUACGGAAAUACAAGGCAAGGUAAUAAACCUGAUUUUCACAAUUCAAUGAAAUCAGAAACUUCAAAAACAUUUUAUGCAAAUUUCAUUAAUAGGUUGAAACAAGAAUAUAUCGAGGAUAAAGUUAAAGAUGGGAUCUUUGGAGCAAUGAUGAAUGUUCAUCUUGUAAAUGAGGGACCAGUAACACUGGAAUUAGAUUCCAGGAAAUUUAUUUAUGUAGAUAAAGUAGAAAAAACCCCUAACAAAAACAAAAGCAACAAAAGCAGAAACAACAACAAAAACGACAACAAAAACGACAACAAAAACAAUGACAAAGAAAGCGUAGUAGAAUGA